Trichosporon asahii var. asahii CBS 2479 is the source of this 780-nucleotide messenger RNA. Its product is annotated as expansin family protein. The transcript has a single exon. The record is from RefSeq and is a predicted model, not a curated record. NCBI's taxonomy places the organism in Eukaryota, Fungi, Basidiomycota, Tremellomycetes, Trichosporonales, Trichosporonaceae. The coding region runs from base 1 to 780 and encodes 259 amino acids.
AUGGUCGUCGCGCUGAACGCCCCGCAGUGGGACGGCGGCGCGCACUGUGGUCAAAUGCUCACGAUCACGCUCGGCGGCAAGAGCCAGACCGCUAAGGUCGUCGACCUCUGCCCCGGCUGCGCCCACGGCUCUCUCGACAUGUCUCCCGCGCUUUUUGAGAAGUUCAACUCGAAGGAUGUCGGCCGCUUCCAGAUGUCUUGGACCUGGAACGACGGUUCCGGCGGCGGUUCCUCUGGCGGCGACCAGCAGCAGCAGCAGGAGCAGAGCUCGGAGGAGCCCAAGCCCAGCUCGAAGAAGGAGGAGAAGCCCUCGUCUACCUGGUCGCCCGAGCCUACGAGCACCUGGACGCCCGAGCCCAGCACCGAGGCGCCGAAGAGCACCUCGACCUGGUCGCCUGAGCCCAGCUCGACGGCUCCCUCGAGCUCGGCCGCGCCCUCGCCCAGCUCGUCCUCGUCCGCUGCCCCCUCCACCUCGUCGUCUACUGCCGCGCCCUCGUCCUCGUCCUCGACGACCUCAUCGUCGUCGGCCGCGCCGUCCUCUUCGUCCUCGACGCUGCCCUCGUCCAACUCGACCCUCUCCACCUCCACCUCGCAGAACAGCACCUCGGCCAGCUCUAGCUCGACCCAGAGCUCGAGCUCCUCCACCCGUCUGCCCGACGUCUCGGCCGAGUCGCCCAAUGACUCGGUCCUCACGCCCGGCAGCAGCGAGGGCAACCUCGCCAAGGUCAACGAGCUCGUCGUCUCGCUUGGCCGGCUGGUCGUUGCUGGUGCGACGGCUUAA